AUGGAUUCUCUUGUUGGUUAUGGAAGUGACGAUGACAACGAGACCGAGCGAUUCAGCCAUCACAGUUCGGUGGGUCAAGGUACGUGGAGUCAUGGUGGAAGUCGACGACGCGACGACGACACCAACUACGACGAUGUUAACAUGGACCUCAGUGAGCCCCGACACGAGUCGGAGCCGGAGCCCGAGCGGCCGCCGGCGGAGCACCCCUUGCGCCGGUGCCCGGAGCGCCCGGAGCGCUUGAAGAGGCCCAGCGCGCAGGAGCGGCCCGAGAACGCGGAGCGCUCCAACUCUGACGACAGCCGCGAGCGCAACCGCGACCGAGACCGAGACCACGAGCGCAGAGACCGGCGGCGCGAGUCCCCGCCCCGGUCGCGACCGGACCGCGAUCGCGGAGACCGAGGCGACCGGGAGAAGGAGCGUCGCUCGCCGCGCAGAGACAGGGACGAUCGCAACAGCAGGAACGACAGAUCGGAACGCAGCCGCGGGUCCACUGAGGGUACAACAACCCGUCGCGGUCUACUGGGCGAUAGGCCCGAAGAGAGGAGCAACGAUGUCAAGCAAGUUCCCGCGCUAAUGGACCUUAAACCUUUCGGGGGAGAACCGCCACCGGGAUAUGGGAGGUCUCAAGACGCCCGUGAUGCCGUAUCGCCCAGAUUUGUGGAGCGAGAGCGUCGCGACCGGGACAAGGACCGGGAGCGCGAUAGGGAGAGGCACAGCCGGCGCUCAGAGGAACGAAGAUCAUCCAGCAGUCGCCACAGAGAGCACAGGUCCAGAUCUCGUGGUGCCGCUUACCCGCCACCCCAAUCGCAACCAUCAAGUUCAAACGAGAGACGCGGCUCGCCCUCGUCUAAUGACUACAGGCCCUCGUCAUAUAAAGUCAACAAGAAGUUGGAGGUUAUGGAGAAAAUGGGUCUACAGAUCAAGACGCCAGAUGGUUCUAUGGCGACCGCUCAGCAACUACGCGCGGCUGCUAGCGAGACCCCGGCUAAUAGCGGUCUGCCUGCUUAUUUCAAUCCGGGCUCUCUCAGUACAAACAAAAUUAUGGAUCAGGUUCAAAAACGCAAACUGUUGUGGUCAAACAAGAACAAGUCUGAGGCGGAGGAGGCCGCAAAGUGGAGUGGCACGCGCUUCGCGCAGGACUCCGACGGGAAACAAGUGUCCAAAUUCAUGAGGCUUAUGGGUAUUAAAGAACCAGCCGCGAUCAAGCCCACAGCGCCCGACGCCACUGCGGACCCCAACAAGAAACAGGAGGAGCUGUUCCAGGCGAUGCAGGCGCAGUACGAAGUGGCGAGGGCGACUACGCACACGAUGCGCGGCGUGGGGUUAGGCUUCCAGCGGGGCCAAUUC
Molecule: messenger RNA, 1347 nt
Organism: Iphiclides podalirius (scarce swallowtail)
Lineage: Eukaryota; Metazoa; Arthropoda; Insecta; Lepidoptera; Papilionidae
Source: the annotation of a GenBank genome assembly